CAGCGGCCUGCGCGCACGCAUGUCUAAACUGUCAAGUCAGUCGAUCUACAAUAUCACAAGUAGUAGCACUUAGAUCUUAAAUGUUACCACAAUAGACCGGUUUUUGACUAAAAUAUCUCACAGUAAUAUUUGUAUUCGCGUAAUUCUUAUGUUAAUCACUUAAAAAUCUUCAUUGUUCGACAAAAAAAUCGCAAAUUUUCUCACCUAAAAUCGGAAAAUAUUUACUUCUUAAACUAAAAUUGUGUUAUUUGAGUGAAAAUUGAUUGUUUGUGUUUGUGUUUUAAGUGCAAUGGGUGCUUUGGACUGUGUUAGUAAAAGUAAAAUAGCUCCGACGGUCAGUACAGAAGUUUUUACGGUUAAUAUGAGUUCGCAGUCGUCGUUAAAUGAACCGAGAAAAGACGUGGAGUCACAACUUAUAACAGAACAGAAAGGUCAAACGACGAAAAGACUGUGGUGGUUUCUGGGAGUAGACAUACCCCUUCUUGUUACUGUAUUGCUUCUCAUCGGUCUCUUCGAAUACGGAGUGAUCCCUCAUUACAAGAAUGGCUUCUUCUGCAAUGAUCCUGCUCUUUCGUUCCCGUUCAAAGGAGACACAGUUUCUAUGGAAGUUAUUGUAUCGACGAUAUUACUUCUUCCUUUUGCACUUAUUUUUAUCACCGAAAUAAUCCUUUUCGAUUCUACAUACACGAUGCGCACGAAACUCAACUACGUUUCUCGAAAAACAGCCAUACUGUAUAGAAACUAUAUUUAUGGAUUGUUCUUCAAUUUAAUGACUGUCGAAGUCAUGAAAGGCAUUACGGGUAACCCGAGGCCUACGUUUUUCGAUAUAUGCGAACCAGACACUUUAAAAACUUGCAAUGGAUCUGAAUACGUCAGCACAUUUCAAUGUACCUCAACGAGAUUUGCGAAAUGGUACCAAACAGACUCGUACCACAGCUUCCCUUCAGGACAUACCUCUCUAUCGGUGUACUGCGGAUUAUUUAUGGCUUGGUACCUCCAACAACGUGCAUUCAACUGGCGUCACCGGACCGUCUUCCUGGUCCCUUUGGCUCAGCUCCUCUGCAUCACCUACACAGCAGUCUGCUCGUUGACGAGAAUAACCGAUCACAGACAUCACUGGUGGGACGUCCUCGUCGGUGCUGGCAUUGGCGUCAUCACUUUAUUGUUUACGGUGCUAGUCAUUUGUGAUAACUUUAAGAGAAGACCGCAAAUCCUGAAAGGCAACCCAAUGACAGACAGUCAGCAUACUGUACGGACUUUAGUUUUUGACGGACCGCAGCAAUCCUCUGACCACAGUCAACCGUCCUAGAGCUUCUUCUUAGUGUUCCCAAUAGUGGAUAGACAAUCUAAUGGUUCUCUACGUAGAGAUGUUUUCACCUACGGACACAACGACAGGGUGAUUACGUAUCUCGCGACAGGCGUAAAUCUUGCAAUCACUGCUGUCAAACGUCACUUUUGUUUAUUGUAUGGAAAUGUGACGUUUGACAGCAGUGAUUGCAAGAUUUACGCCUGUCGCAAGCCUGUCGCGAGAUACGUAAUCACUCUGCGGGUGAAGAGUCACUAUGAACAGAAAGACUUGACGUUUCAAACGUGUUUACAAAGUAGGCCUAUUUGAAAUUAAUUUAUUAUGAUUUUUUUUAAUAUUCGCAAUUAGUUAAAAUGGUGGUGCCAUAUAUUUGGAAACUAUUGUUUCCCAUUUUAAAAGGGUGGCAUAAAAAGCAAUUGGAGGGUCCAGAUGCACCGUGGCUUAAUCAAAUGAAAUUGAGAUGUAAAUUUGGACAAGUCUUUUUAAUUACUACUGUUAUUUUCUACCAACUGCAAAGAUACGACAAUACAAGUGUGGACCCCCUGAAAUGACAUGAUGAAAAUAAAGGAUAACUUUCUAUACUUCGCGAAAAGCAAAAGAAUCUGUUAAAACGCACAUUACUUAGAGGUUAGGAGGACGCACAUAAUUUGAAAAAGUUUGAGGUGCGUGGUGGGGUUUGAACUUGUCCUCCCGAAAGUGAAGUCGAAGUAA
Molecule: messenger RNA, 2017 nt
Organism: Pararge aegeria (speckled wood butterfly)
Lineage: Eukaryota; Metazoa; Arthropoda; Insecta; Lepidoptera; Nymphalidae
Product: phospholipid phosphatase 2-like
Exons: 7
Coding region: 290-1309 (339 amino acids)
Biological process (GO): phospholipid dephosphorylation; phospholipid metabolic process; signal transduction
Molecular function (GO): phosphatidate phosphatase activity
Source: RefSeq, a predicted model, not a curated record